Molecule: messenger RNA, 825 nt
Organism: Aspergillus viridinutans
Lineage: Eukaryota; Fungi; Ascomycota; Eurotiomycetes; Eurotiales; Aspergillaceae
Exons: 2
Coding region: 1-825 (274 amino acids)
Source: RefSeq, a predicted model, not a curated record
AUGCCUCCCCCAACCCCAACAAAUCACUACAUCUUCGACCCGUGGAACUCCUCCGCAACAGGCCACCAGCGCGCCGAAAACCCCUACUCCAACACCACCAGCUGGCGCGAGACCCGGCGCGCCAAGCUCGCCAUCCAGUUCGCAGGCGACACUACCAAGAUCAACAGCGGAAGUGGAAAUGGAGGUGAAGGGAGAGGAGAAUGGAAAUGGCUCUCCGCCGCCGAGGCGCACCGCAACCAGCUCGGAUGCAGGGAUAUCCGGACGAUGAUGGGGACGAGCAAGAAGCGUGCUUCUACUUCUGCUUCUGCUUCUACUAUCGAUGAAGAUGAGAACGGAGGUAAAUGCAAGAAGGGGAAGACGGAGAGGGAGAUACUCUGCCAGACACCGCCCGAACCCGAACCCAUUAUUUUCAAAUUACAGGAUGAAGACGAUAACGAGGGCGGGGAGAGGAAGAUACUCGCCGGAACAACAAUCUACAUCAACGGCUCGACGAUGCCUCAUAUCUCAGACCACAGACUCAAGUCCCUACUUGUCUCGCACGGCGCCCAGGUCGCCAUCUCCCUGGCGAGGAGGAGCGUCACGCAUGUUAUCGUCGGCAAGCCGAAUGCGGGGCCUGGUGCCGGUGCUGGUGCGGGCGGGGGGCUUGCGGCGGGGAAGUUGCAGAGGGAGAUUGCCAGGGGUGGGUGGAGGGGUGUCAAGGUUGUUGGGGUCGAGUGGGUGUUGGAGAGUAUCAAGGCGGGGAAGAGGCUUUCGGAGGGGCGGUUUGCGAUGGAUUUGGCGCCGGGUGGGCAGAGGAGCGUGAUGGGGAUGUUUCGACGGGGGUAG